Messenger RNA from Nothobranchius furzeri (turquoise killifish), 1971 nucleotides. RefSeq names its product starmaker (gene stm). NCBI's taxonomy places the organism in Eukaryota, Metazoa, Chordata, Actinopteri, Cyprinodontiformes, Nothobranchiidae. The record is from RefSeq and is a predicted model, not a curated record.
GGAGGAGGCGAGUCAGAGUAUAAAGCCCAGCCGCUUGGCUUCAGCUGAUACAGAUGCUCAGAUUUUCGACACACAUAGAUAUCUCCUCUCACGACUUGUAGAUCCUGUCGACCCGCUGAAAACAACAACAUGCUUCGACGGUAUGUUGUGUUGCUGCUCUGUGGCCUCGCCACUGUCUCUCUGGCAGCGCCAGUCCAUCAGGAUGUCGCCGGAGAUGAAAGAAGCGAAGCUCUUCUGGAAGACCUGAAUGAUGACCAUGGCACAGAGAUAUCUUUAAGCAGCACUGAAGCUCUUUCGGAAUCAGACGAGUCCACUCCCUCGCCAGGUGAACCAGACAUUGAUGAAGAAACUUCUGAAAUAGAGACGCCACAAGAACAAGAGAACUCUGAAUCACAAGACACCAGCGAUGGAGGAACUUCCAACAUGGACAGCUUGGACGAGUCCACAGAUGCUACAGAUGAUAACCAGGGUGACUCGGAUGACCUCUUGUCAAAAACAGAAGAUUCUGAGACAACUGAAUCACAAGAUUCUGACGACCAGAGUGACUCAUCAGAGUCAGUGGAGAAAAGUGACGAAUCAGAGAAUGUCUGGCUGGAUGAGCAAGAGUCAGACACAGAUGAACAAUCCUCUCCUCCUGAAGGCAGCGACACCCCCUCAGAGACCAAUGAGUCCUAUGAAAUGCUCGAAGAUGUGAACCAGAGUCAGGAAGAGAGUGAUGAAUCCAGCUUAGAAAACUCUGACAUAUCCGAGGAUUCUGAGGACAAUGAUGCCAAUUCAUCAGAACCCUCUGAAGUUAGAGGGUUGGAUGCAGAUCAUUUUUCUGAGGAUCUGAAAACAAGCGAGAAAGAAGAGCAGACAGACGAGCCCGAUUUACCAGAAGACCCAGAGGAGCCAAUUACCGAGGACUCAAGUUCUCCAGAGCAGUCAGAGGAGCUUCAAUCAACAAAAGAGAUUCAGGAGCAGUCUGAGGAGUCCAAUGAGUCUAAGGUGUCUGAUGCAACAGAAGAGUCUGAUGAGUCCAAUGAGUCUAAGGUGUCUGAGGUGUCUGAUGCCACAGAAGAGUCUGAGGAGUCCAAAGAGUCUAAGGUGUCUGAGGUGUCUGAUGCAACAGAAGAGUCUGAUGAGUCCAGUGAGUCUAAGGUGUCUGAGGUGUCUGAUGCCACAGAAGAGUCUGAGGAGUCCAAAGAGUCUAAGGUGUCUGGGAAGCCUGAAGAUGAAACAUCAGAGGUUAAUCAGGGAAAUUAUGAAGAGAAGGCUAGAAGACAAGAAUCAGAGAUGAUUGACAGUGAAAGUGACAGCGAUGAUGAUGAUAGCACGAUAAAACACCCUGGUCAACAUCCAAAUUCUGAGGCCACCGACGAAAAGGAUGACAGCCAGGACUCUGACAGUGAUGAGAUCAGUACAGCAGUACCCACAACUGCACACCCAACUUUACCCUCAACUGCAGUGCCAACUCCACCCCCUGACACUAAGCCCCCCACCAUCCCAGCUUAAGAAGCGCAGCCUCUGAACUGUGGAUGCUCACCAACAGACAGAACGAAGCCCACAGCCUCCACAGUGGACUACGAUUGCCAUGACAAAAAGUUAAACUGCAUCUGAAUUUCUGCUUCCUGUUUGUCUGGAGUUUCCACAGUUUUUUUUCCUGAUUUUUUUUUUUUGUUGCGAGCUGCUUUAGGAUUAAAGAUAAAUAUUAUAAUAAAUGUGUCUUCCUCCUUUUCUCCAGCUGAAUCUCUGAUGUGUUCUCUCUUUUUUUAACUCUAACUCACCCUUUUUGUUCCAUUGCCUGUUUGUUUGCGGAAACAUUAAACCAGCUGCUGAUCUCAGAUCUGCUCUGUGUGUGUCUGAUUUCACACAUUAACGUGUACAUCGUUUACUUUACAAACGUUAAUGAUUAUUUUUGAAAGAAAAUGAGGGAUGACUGGUCAACGAUUGUACACAAGAAACGGCUAAUAAAGUUUGAAUUGUCAGAAA